AUGCUUCCCGCGGAUAUUAGAUACGAGAUCGUAUCACACCUCUUGUAUCCAGACAUUGAAGGGUUCCCUGGACGACCAAAAUACCAAAGCUACGGAACAGACUGGGACGAUUUCAUGCAGCUCCCGCCGCCUAGGCCGUGUAAUGACUUCUACUUUCAUGGGGAGCUUCAAACAAUUGCCACCAGUUUCUAUCGCUUAAAGGGAGAUAUCAGAACAUUACGCAACCUCCGCUUAACUUCGCGGGAAUGGCUUGCUACUGUCGAUCCUUUCCUGCAGAAAUGCUCUUCAUUCAAGGUUGACGUUGGUUCACGUCAGGCCAUGGGGAGGCUCGCAAACGUUAUUCGGCCAUCUUUUCCUGUCAAGCGCUUGGUCAUCCCCUGUAUUGAAGCCGCGUUGGCCUUCACCAGGCGCUUCACUUAUAACCAAGGCGUCGACCAUGAUGUGGAGGAUGUGGUGGAGUACACAGACGAACCCAUUUACAACAACUCGGACGAUUUCGCCGCGACGUCUGGUGCUCCCCCCGAAAAGCCCUUCAUGGGCUCCCGGCAUAUAGAGCUUCUGGAAAGCAUCUUUCAUAAUCUUCCCCAGAUUGAGUCGUUUACGCUGAUGUUCCCCACUUCUGGCGGCACGUACAAUAAUGGUUGGGAAGGGUCGGCGGACUUUUAUGACAUGGACGUUGUCAAUUCUUCAAUAGCCUUCUUCAAGAAAGCUCUCUCCUUGCCCGUUCUCAGCCAUCUUACAGAUUUAAGACUUCAUCUCCCCUGCACUCACAAUGUAGGUCAAAUCUGCGAAGGCCUAGGACAAGAGGCGCGCAACCAGAUUCUACACCUCGAAAUUUGCAUCGUGGAUGCCUCUGGGAUUUCGGGCCAGCGUGGGCAUCUAUUUUUUGACUAUCCAGGCGACUACACUGAAGUCGAUGGCGACGUGCAUAUCUACAAUUCAGUUCCGUACAGCAACAUGCAGAGGGAAUUCAACAACCAGGAGCAUCAGGAUGAGCUUUGGGAGUUUGUGGGGUCCUGCCCGAAUCUUCGAUCUCUCCAUAUAGUAGGGUCAAAUUUCUUAGAUCUCGACAGACUGCGUUGGAAAAAAGCUCCAAACUCUCGAGGCUUGCGCGUGCUCUCUUUAGAAAGAGUAUGGGUAAGCUUAUCGUCCCUUGAGGCAUUACUGCUACCAUCACCUCCAGUGGCGCACACAACUCCUCAGCUUCGCAGAAUCUGUCUCGGCGAUGUGAAGCUUCAUGACGACGGAGUCAAUUGGGAGGAUAUAUUCAACAACCUACGUGAAGGCUACCCGGAGCUGGAGCUAAGCUACAUGGAGCAGUUGACGUACUUUGAGAGUCACCCCCGGUACGCGUCUCUUCAAAGCCCCUGGGAUUCGGCUUGGAAGAUACAAUCUGAAGAAGAGAGUGAAAUAAGAGCGAUGUAUGCACUUGUACAGCAUCUUGCCGAGAAAGCUGGUGGUUGGGACUACUAUCCGCAAGAAUGUCGUGAGUCUGCAGAUGACUAUGGGUUGGAGGAAAAUUAA
Molecule: messenger RNA, 1524 nt
Organism: Clonostachys solani
Lineage: Eukaryota; Fungi; Ascomycota; Sordariomycetes; Hypocreales; Bionectriaceae
Source: the annotation of a GenBank genome assembly